GUGUCAACAGUCAAUCAAAACAAUAUCAGGCGCAUAAACGUUUUUAGUGAAUAAAGAGUGUAUCAUCAAAAUACAAAACAACCAAAAUCAAUAAUUUAAAUCGUAAAGUAAGUCAAGUUUGAAUUUUUACUUGGAAAACAUGUCUGAACCAAACAAAGAAGAAGAAGAAAUUGUUGAAAAUGAGAAUGUAGACAAUCCUGAAUUGAAUGAGUUUGAUGACGAUGGUGAGUUGGCCGAUCCACAACUUGGUUCAACGACCACUGGACGCAAAAGAUUGUUUAGCAAAGAGUUACGGUGUAUGAUGUACGCAUUCGGUGAUGAUCAAAAUCCAUAUACGGAAAGUGUCGAUUUGCUGGAAGAUUUAGUCAUUGAAUUUAUUACUGAAACAACGCACAGAGCAAUGGAAAUUGGACGAACGGGACGUGUACAAGUGGAAGACAUUGUGUUUUUGGUGCGAAAAGAUGCACGCAAAUAUGCACGUGUAAAAGAUUUGCUGAUGAUGAACGAAGAGCUGAAAAAGGCUCGAAAAGCAUUCGACGAAAUCAAAUACGUUGGAAAUUUACGUAAAAAAAUUGCUAUGAAAAAUGAAAAUGUUGAACCGUAGACAAACAAAAUUUAGUUCGGUCAAUGCACACUUUUGGAUUCCAUUGCAAUCAACAAAAUGGGUAAACAGAUAAAGAUAGAACAUUUUUGUGACAUUGUACAUUUAAUAUAUGGAACAUAAUAAAACAAACGAUUUUCAUAAUAUGUAA
This is a messenger RNA of Contarinia nasturtii (swede midge), 752 nucleotides long. It is a transcript of the gene Taf13, whose product is annotated as transcription initiation factor TFIID subunit 13. The record is from RefSeq and is a predicted model, not a curated record. Gene Ontology annotation, biological process: transcription by RNA polymerase II. Bases 140 to 604 code for a protein of 154 amino acids. Gene Ontology annotation, cellular component: transcription factor TFIID complex. Gene Ontology annotation, molecular function: protein heterodimerization activity. Lineage: Eukaryota; Metazoa; Arthropoda; Insecta; Diptera; Cecidomyiidae. The transcript has 4 exons.